UCGAGUCAGGCCCGGCGGCACGCAGCCACUUGCAACUUGCGCCUGGACCGUCCAGCUCCGGGGUCUCACUUUACUUGUGCGGCCUGGAGGAUCCUGAGGAUCACCUCGUGGCUAAAGGUGGCUCCCGCUUGAACCCCGUUCAAGUUCCAGGGGAGAAGAGGUCCGUGAUGGACUGGGAUUGGGAUUGGGAUUGGCACCAACCAGAAACGAAGACCCGUCUUUCGCCGUGUGCCAAUUGACAGACCACCCCAAUCAAAUAUCAUCAAGAAUCGCGAGCCGUCGAUAUGCAACUGGAAUGAGUAUGUACCUGAUUCUGCACUCUUGCACCCAUUAUGAUCGAAAGGUGAGCUUCAAGGAGCUCUGGAGGCCGGGGAUGUCUGCUACAACCUGAGAGUUCAACUCUCGUCUUCGGUCCAAAGGAGCAGCAGCACCAAACGACCUCGACGACAACACAUGCCGAUGAUGUGCUUCUAGGGUCUCUCGGCUCGGUUCGAGACAUUGUCGCAUGGCAACUAUCAGCUAAUCUGUCAUGCAGAUGUGGAUUCUAGCCUGUCCGACCGUGGCGGUGGCAAGAUAGCGGUAGCGGUAGUGAUGGUGGUGAUGGUGGUGGUUGUUAGCAUUCUUUGCAGUAGCUGUCCACUAGUCGUCGGUGCUGUCCAAAUCACCAGCAGUUCGCAGGAACAACAAGCGAUGCCGAUUGACAGCUUCGCAUCUGUCUCGGCCGAUGCAUCCUAUUAACUCCUACUGUACCUAGGCACCCACGGCUUCUACUAUCAUUUGUCGCUGUGGAAAAGAUCACGAAGGCCAGAGACUGCGGACGCACGCCCUGGCUUCCCCGGGCGCUGGCCGCCUAGAGACUGCAGGGGCUGGAGAGAGCAGUGGGCGGCCACGGGCACCGGGACUGGCAUUGGCAGUGGGUUAAUGCCCUGGAGACUCAGCCACCAUUGGCACCUCCCGCUCCUGCUACAAUCUACAACUAGCACUGCAGUCCUAAGGUACUAAAUUAACUUAGCUGCUGUCCCCUCUGCCACGUUGCAUUCAAGUUCUUCAUCACAUCUGGAGACUCGCACAACCCAACCUCAUGCGCAGUAAGUAGUGGCGGCAGUAGUAGCAAACUACUGCUGUGGAGGACAUCGUGCUUAUCCUCUCAUGCCACCAUUUGCCAGCAUGGCAGUGGUCUGUGGUCUGUGAUUUCCAGCUAAGCUCGGUACAGUCUCCAUCGUCAAAGCGAGCUCUAAUCGACGGAGCUCUUCAACUUCUGGUUCUAGCCUCCCAGACUAAAAUGCCAGCCGAGACAGACGGUCGCGCAUCAACCGAUGGAGGUCGCUGUUUAACCAAAGCUCGGUCCUUUGCUGGUCCCUCCAAGUUCGACUCCCGCAACCAGCAGAGAACCAGGUGAAUCUGAUUACCAAAUCGCCAUCAUCACAUGGAGUGAAAUCAACCAGUUGUGCCGAGUCACUCCCUCGCGAUACUUUUCUUACUCUUCUCACCCUUUCAAGACGCCCCGUAUCUCACCGUCAAAGGCGCAAUACCACCCCCGUUUCAUCCCAUCCGUCCAUCAGGAAAUAAUGGGGGCCAUUGCUUACCUGAGCUUGCCGAUCUUAUUGGCCUUGAUCGGCGUUGCUGCCAUCGCGUCAGUGGCUGUCUACCAUCUCUAUUUCCACCCUCUGUCCAAAGUUCCUGGGCCGAAAUUGGCUGCCGUUUCACGCCUUUAUGAUUUCUACUACGAUUGCAUUCUCGGAGGAAAGUUCGCUUUCAAGAUCCAAGAGUUACACAACAUAUAUGGACCCAUUGUUCGCAUAGGCCCCAAUGAAGUUCACAUCCAAGACCCGGACUUUUUCGACGAGUUCUACAAUGUCACCAGUCGUGUUGACAAAGAUCCGUGGUACUAUGCCUUUGUGGGCUCGCAAGAUGCCGGCUUCGGCACGGCCAAUGUCGACCUGCAUCGCGCGCGACGCAAGGCCAUGAGCCGGUUCUUCGCCACUUCGGCCAUUUCGAACCUGGAGUCGUCGUCGCGUCAAAAGGUAGCCAAACUGUGUCAGCGGCUGGAAGAGAUGCGCAAAGAGGGCAAACCUGUUAACCUGUCUAAUGCUUUCCGGUGUCUCGCGGCCGAUUCGGUCACCGACUAUUGCAUGCCGCGGGGAUUCAAUCUGUUGGACUCGAUUGAUUUCGCCGAGGACUACAACAGACAGGCUCGCACCAUUUCGUACAUUGCAGUCUGGCAUCGACAUAUUCCGAUCAUUAUUCCACUCUUCAUGCGGAUGCCGAAAUGGCUGGUUGAUAUGACGGCCACGGAAGGCGGAAGGAAAACGUUUGAGUUUCAAGCGGAUCUAGCCCGUCAAGCUGAAGAAGCCGUUCACGCCGAGAAACGAAGCGACAAGUCAGUAUUGGACGGAAUCGUCAAUUCGGAUGCCAUUCCAGAAAGCGACAAGACCGUGGACCGUCUGACGCAGGAAGCCCGGACGCUCGUAGGUGCCGGAAGUGAAACGACAGGCAUCUCUCUGGAGACGAUCGUUUUCCAUGUGCUCACCCACCCGGAAGUGCUACGGCGGCUGAAGGAAGAGUUGAAGCAAGUGCUCACCUCAGAGCGUGCUAAAGGUCUAGAGAAUCCCUUAGACGACUAUGCCACGAUCAGGAAACUCCCCUAUCUCGCCGCGGUGAUCAACGAGGGCCUGCGUCUCUCCAACAGUGUCUCUGGUCGACUACCCCGGGUCGACCGGAAACAUGCCUGGACUUAUCGUGCACACACGCACACCGGAUCCACUGACGAGAAGAAGGACAAGAGCGAAACGAAAAGGGAUAAGGACACGACUGACCACGACCGCGUCUAUGUCCUACCUCCCAACACAGUCAUCAGCAUGACCAUUCGAGACAACCAUACCGCCGAACACGUCUAUCCAGAUCCGUUGUCGUUCAAACCUGAACGGUGGCUGGUCGAGGACGCUGAACUCAAACGGCUCGAAAAGGCCUUUACCCCCUUUGGCCGGGGCGGACGCAGCUGCAUCGGCAAGGAAUUGGCCUUGAUGAAUUUGUAUUUGACCAUUGCGAAUUUCUUUGCCCGCUUUGAUGCAGAUCUGUUCCAGACCUCCGAGCGGGAUCUGGAGAUGGAACAUGAUUUCUUCUCGCCGUUUCCGAAAUUGGAGUCCAAGGGGUUGAGAGUGUUGUUGAAGACAGAAGACUGAUUCUGAUUCCUGAACAUGAGGCCCUGGCAAGGGAUGCUAGUAGUUUAUUGAAUUCCGGUGCGAGACAAACCGGAGAUAUCACUGUACCGCGGUAUAUACCAUUUGCAGUAUUUUGAACCUGGAUUGGUGGCACGGCUGCAGUGCUUUACAGCGUACAUAUAGCACAGUAUAUGAUGUGUGGUAUUUUGAACAUUAUCAAGGCAUAUUCGGUAGUUGGAUAACGGCGGAUACGGUACUUUGGUAUACAAUAGUUAGCUAGGUACUCAGGUACUGUGCGCAAUAUAAGGAUACCUAGGCACCCACAUUCCUGAGAUGCAGGUACCCGAGUGCUGGGAUACCUCCCAGGUACGUACGUACCAGGGUAUGUCUCAAAGGGCGUGCUAGGGAAGACUAUAAUACGAGAUAUGGCAUCUACAUGGGUGCAGUAAGUCCCUA
Exophiala dermatitidis NIH/UT8656 is the source of this 3617-nucleotide messenger RNA. Its product is annotated as cytochrome P450. The record is from RefSeq and is a predicted model, not a curated record. The coding region runs from base 1569 to 3182 and encodes 537 amino acids. NCBI's taxonomy places the organism in Eukaryota, Fungi, Ascomycota, Eurotiomycetes, Chaetothyriales, Herpotrichiellaceae. The transcript is spliced from 3 exons. Gene Ontology annotation, molecular function: monooxygenase activity; oxidoreductase activity, acting on paired donors, with incorporation or reduction of molecular oxygen; heme binding.